AACCAGAACAAACAAGCGAAGCUGAGCGGAGCAGCCAUCAUCUGGUGAGAACCCAGCAGACGAAAAAGGGCUAUUUCUCGACUCACUAUGAAUUACCCAAAUCCUGAGGUUCAGGAGCCGAGUCCCCACACAAGUGAGCUAGCUGUCAGCACGGAGUGGUACCUGUGGGAAGACGACGUGAGGACACCGUCCCUGCCUGAGCUGUGUGAAAAGGAGACCAUCCACGCAGUGGCACGAAUCUACUUGCCGGUGGUGGUUGUCCUGUUCUGCCUGUUGGGAGUCCUGGGCAACGGGACACUUUUGCUGAUCCAUGCCUGUUACCACCACACCCCGUCCCUCGGCGACAUCCUCCUCUUGCAGCUGGCAACCUCUGACUUGCUGCUGCUCCUGACUCUCCCUGUGGGCGUGGCAGGGGUGGUCGGCAGCUGGCACCUAGGCUCCGCCACCUGCCGAGCCCUGCAGGGCCUCCACGCCCUCACCUCCUACAGCGGCUUCCUGUUCCUCGCGGGCCUCACUGCGGACCGCUACAUGGCCAUUGUGCAGGCCCCCACUGCUCACCGCCUGCGCCCCGUGGCCGUCCGUUGGGGCAGGCUGAGUUCAGGGCUGAUUUGGCUGCUCUCUGCUGCUCUGGCCUUGCCCCAGUUCCUGUAUGCCCGGGUGGAGGACCACGACGGCGUUGCGCUUUGCAGAGUGGCCACGGUGACGGCUGCCGUGAGCCUGGUCCAGGUGGGCCUUGGUUUUGUGCUGCCCUUUGUGCUGAUGGCGGUCUGCUACGCAGCCAUUGCCCACACCCUGCUGUCUUCCCCUUGCGUCCGGUCCCAGAAGGCCUUGCAGUUGAUCCUGGCCUUGGUCUUGGUCUUUGUAGUCCUGCAGCUGCCCUACGCUCUGUUGACCGCCCUGGACGCAGCGGAUGUGCUGAGUCAGCAGGCCUCGAGCUGCUCAGCCGCCCUCCGGCGGGAGCUGGCCCUGCUCAUCACCUGUGGACUGGCCUUGGCUCGCUGCUGCCUGAACCCCGUCUUCCAUGCCUUCCUGGGCGUGCGCUUCCGGAGGGACCUGCAGCGGCUGGCCAGAGAUCUGUGCUGCCAAUUGCAGGGCCCAUGCUGCGGCAAAAGGGUCGGGAAGAGAGGCAGCCAAUCGACAUCAGCUGCCACCGCCUUCCGAGAAGGAACGUCAUCCGGAGGAGCACCAUGA
Sphaerodactylus townsendi is the source of this 1191-nucleotide messenger RNA. It is a transcript of the gene CCR10, whose product is annotated as C-C motif chemokine receptor 10. Lineage: Eukaryota; Metazoa; Chordata; Lepidosauria; Squamata; Sphaerodactylidae. Bases 88 to 1191 code for a protein of 367 amino acids. Gene Ontology annotation, biological process: G protein-coupled receptor signaling pathway; immune response. The record is from RefSeq and is a predicted model, not a curated record. Gene Ontology annotation, cellular component: membrane. Gene Ontology annotation, molecular function: chemokine binding; G protein-coupled receptor activity; scavenger receptor activity. The transcript has 2 exons.